UAAAAUAUUGUUGAGAAACGUUUAGUGUAGCUUGAUUAAUCUUUUCAAUUUGUUUACUUUUAAUCAAUUCUGUGAUGAUUGAUAUACUUUAUUUAUAUAUAAUUUCUUGCUCAAUUCAGUAAUUUAUGUUCAUCUGAGUUUUCUUUUACAUCUUGUAUACUAGUCACAAACAUAUUGGCUUUACCUGCUGAUUAAAUUUUUGUUUUCUUUUGGCAUUUUUGUGUUGCGUUUAUUUCGUUUACAAUUAACAUAACUUGCGCCCCUCUAGUUGUUUAUCUUUCUUUCUUUUCUCUCAAGUUUCAACUGAAGUUUCUGGUGGAGAGGAGGUGUUAUUUAUCCUGACUAAUCAGAUCAUGUGAAUUGAAAUUUUUCAUUAUGAGUAAAUAAUCGACGAAACAUACAAUACAAAACUCAAGCCAUAUUUCCCAAAUGAAUUCUUAAUCAUCAUUCAUCAAUCUUUUUAAUGUGUCUUCAAUAUUUAUCUUCCUGCUGUCUCUCCUUUCCCGUUGUCACUUUCAUCUCUUGUUAACUGUCAAUUCCAGUUGAAAAAUCUUCUCACUUACAAAGUGAGUAGAUUGCUAUGGUAAAGUUGAGUAUGAAGAUCAUGCAAUCAAAAUUUCCAAACAGACACUUCGGAUUGACUUCAUCUCAACAUCAGUGCCACAAUAAUAUUAUUGCUUUCAUGGAUGUGCCAAUUGUCAAUUGAAAAUGAUUUUUGUUUUAAUUCCAUCGUUUUCAAUCUUCCCUAUUUAUUGCUGCUUGAAACUUAAAUUAUAUUUGUAAACCAAAAGUGCUUGAAACCAACGCUAAUCCAAUCGUGCCAAUCUUUUAAACAAUACUCUUCUCCAGUCUAAUCGAUUACAAUACCUGCUUUCAACUGUAGUCAUUGCUGAAAAAUUAUUCCUGCUUGAUUAAUUAAAUCAUGGCCACUUUUCUGGCUGAACAUCGUGUUUCCAUCCUUACCCUCUUCUUUCUAAGUAUGUUUUUCAUAUGGAUGGACAUAAGUCUUUAUUUUAAGGUACAAAAACUCAAAGCUAAUGAAUUAAAGAUGACCUCUCAUGGACUUUUCCAAACUAGUGUCAAUAAUAUACCUGAAAUGGAUGGCAGCCUUACAAACUCUAAAAGUGGCAUUGACCACUUGGAAUCAUCUUCUCGAACGACUGAUCUAACAACGGAGUCUGUUACGUUAUUUGAUCCAUUUAAAGGUUUAUCUAUUAAAAUGAUGAUGAUGGACCAGCCAAAUAACUAUAUUUUUACACCAUUAGCUGAAAUUUUCAACGAAGUUACUAAUUUCAGUACAAACUUUUUUUUCAUCACGCCAAAUUUAAUAAGUGCUUGUGGAGUCUUAUGGGCAAUGCUUGCUGCCAAACUGGUUACUUAUGAUAGUUUGUGUAUCCACCGACUUUCUGUCUUCUUCUUCCAAAUAAGAACUUUCUUUGAUGCUUUGGACGGAAUUGUUGCUCGUGAUCAUCUAGGAAUCAAGCAACAUAUCUCAUUGAGUAACACCUCAGGUUACCUUGUUGAUGGUUUUGCCGAUUCAAUUGGGUUUGGUGCUUAUCUUCUUGGUUGUUACUACUAUCUUCGUCGUAAUUUGCCAAAGUUUAGGCUCAACAAGCACCAAUACCUACCUGUUCAGGUACAUGAUGGAUACAUAAACAAUGGUAAAACUACUCAUUCGUCAAGCUUUGUGAUAACUCAAUUGAUGCCACCAAAGCUUUUAUGGACAACAAGACAAGUCUUUUUUGUUGUUUUGUGUUUUGCUUUACAACUUGUAAUCAGUUGUCUGUGUUGGAAUAGAUAUAUCGAAGCUUACCAUGUACUAUUGGAAUCACCUCCUGUUUCAGCACAGCAUGCAAAUCUUCAAAAUCAGAUUCUUAAAUCAUCCAUAAUGUGGGUUAUCAUGUGGUUCUGGAGGAUUUCAAAUGCUCAAUCUCUUAUGCAAUUUCUUUUGAUUUCUGUUUUCGUUAAUCGUCUUUGGGAUUUUCUUUCUUGGAUUCAAUAUAUUGGAUUUUUUCAAAUAAUCAUCCUUUCUUUCCUCAGUGAAGUACAUCUUAAUCAUGUUUCUUCUGUACUCUCUUAUUACUAGCUCUGGAUUUAGAGGGAAACUUUUUCAUGAAGAAAAAGAAAACUAUUAUUAUUUGAUUCAAUCUAGUGAAAGAACCAUCAACAGCAAAGCCUUUCAAAUGAGCUUCAAACUAUUAGCUUUAUUCCAGAUUUGAUGAAUUUUCACCCUCUAUUUUACCACAUUUUUCUGGAUUCCCAUUGCUCUCUAUUUCAACAUCUUCAUAAUAAUCUGAUUCAUUCCCGUAACAAAGUGUCAAUCAGCCUACAAUGACUUAUUGCUAAGAUUAUCACAAAGUCAUCAUCCUCUGCUCAUCGUCUAACAUGUUUGGGUUACUUUAUCUGAAAGCUCUCUUGUUUUAUCGUAAUUUUCUAAUUAAUUUUGCACUAUAUUCUAUCCCUUUAGAUGCUUCAUAUUUUGUUAUUAACGAAAUCAAUUGUAUAUUUUAUUUCCAAACGGAGAAUCAAAAAGCACUGGAAUAAUCAGUUACCAAUGAACUUUAAAGUUAACCAUUUUACGAUAGAAUCGUUUAUUUCGCAGUGAAAUAGUCAAAACUAUUUUCAAAGCAUUUCUCUGGUCAACCGUGAAUAGAAUCGAGACUCGUCAUUGUAAAACCUGAAUCAAGUUACAGAAUGUUGGAAAAUUCAAGAUUUCUUCAUUUUCCGUCAAACUCUCAAAUGCUUAAUACCAUUCUUGAAUAGCAAUGUAUUUUGAUCUCAAUCAAUAGCUAUUUGGUUACUCUUUUUGUCCAACUUUUGUAGCCAUUGCUCCAACAAUACUCACAUUUAUCUCUGUUUUCACAUGAGAAUGGACUAAAUGUUAACAUUAUGUUGAUAUAUUUAAAAUGAGUGAAAGUCAUUUGGCUGAUUGAUCAGGUUAUCAAUGAUAAUCAUUCAAUGAUUGAAAACUGUAUCAAAACCGGAUUCAUUGAAAAUUGAUAAUGUUUUUGAUGUAUUUCACUUUUAUUUUGUGUAAAACACUUUGAUCAGAGUAAUCUUAUAAUUAAGGAUAAAAAGUAAUUGUUAGCAUUAAUUAUAAGGUUUUUAACUUUCCUUGUGAAUUGCCAAUUGAGGGAUUUUUUAAUCAUUUGUAAACUCAUUAAUUUUCAAUCUUUCAUUCCUAUUUUCAUCUGUGAUUAAUGCUAAGCCAAAACAAUGAGCUGUAUCCUUAAAACCUUUGAAUUUAAUUAAUUGCUUUCUACAAUUCAAUUUUGGCUAUCAAGUAAAUAUGUGCUGUUUAUGAUUAACAUUGAUUGUCAAAUGUUGUACGGUUAUGUUUGCUGUUCAACUUUAAACGUUAAAUCAUCAUUUCCGACAAAACUGUACAAAGCUGGCUGCUUUUUCCAACCAUAUUUUCCUAUUUGACAAUUUAUUGAUUUUUAUUAUGAUGAAUUAUCCUCAUUUAUCAACUAUUUUAUCGAUUAUCCAACCAUUUGUAUUGAUGCAUCAAGAAUUUAAUUAACUGUGCCGAAAAUUUAUAUCAUUUACCUUCGAGGGCGUAGUCCGAGUUUGUUGAAGACUCACCUUGUUAUUAAACAAAUUACAAUUUAAGAAAUUA
Messenger RNA from Tetranychus urticae (two-spotted spider mite), 3619 nucleotides. It is a transcript of the gene Cpes, whose product is annotated as Ceramide phosphoethanolamine synthase. The record is from RefSeq and is a predicted model, not a curated record. NCBI's taxonomy places the organism in Eukaryota, Metazoa, Arthropoda, Arachnida, Trombidiformes, Tetranychidae.